GCGUUAUCUUCUCGGGUUCUAUAGUUCUACAAAUGACAGAUAAUGGCCCCAGCUCAGCAACAUCAGCUGUCGUAACUCACGGUGUUACGGGUGGCACCGCAGCUAGUGUUCCAAUUCAAUCAGAUUCUGCCUGGCAAGGAUCUUGGGACCACAUAUUUGAUGGUGUUACACUUGGCACGAUAACCCUGGAUAAUGCUUUCGCAAUCACGUGAGUGCUUUUGCUCUGCUUUUCUCAUUUCUGUUCUCGCAUGCCAGUCUGAACGGCCAACC
This is a messenger RNA of Trichoderma asperellum CBS 433.97, 270 nucleotides long. The record is from RefSeq and is a predicted model, not a curated record. Lineage: Eukaryota; Fungi; Ascomycota; Sordariomycetes; Hypocreales; Hypocreaceae.